GGAAUAUUUAGAUGGUUGAGUUUAGCCGAGGAGACCUGGUCUGGUUUGAUCCAGGGAUUGGAUAUGUUCUGCCAGGGGAGGUAUUGGAGUACCAUAAACAGGCCCAGGUGAUAACUGUUCAGGCUUUAAUCAAUAAUGUGAACAAGACCUUCACCUUGAACAAUACCAGCUCGGUUCGAAGUCGACAAGAUCUGGGAAAGACUGGAGUAGAGGAUAUGAUUCAGUUGAAUGAUCUGAACGAGGCGAGCCUUCUUUGGAACCUCAGACUUAGGUAUGAUGCUGGUCUGAUCUACACCUAUACUGGAAGUAUUCUAGUAGCGGUCAAUCCUUACAGAAUGUUUGAUAUCUACGGCCUGGAUACGGUUUCUUAUUAUGAGAAUAAGAUUCUUGGAACCCUGCCUCCUCAUCUAUUCGCAGUAGGUGCCUCGGCGUAUUCCCGAAUGUCGUCGUUGGAAGAGAACCAGGUUGUUGUUAUCUCUGGAGAGAGCGGUGCAGGGAAAACUGAGAGUACCAAACUUAUAAUGCAGUAUCUGGCAGCUGUAAAUAAGUCCUCAUCUAAUCUAAUAACAGAACAGAUUCUAGAAGCUUCUCCACUUCUAGAGAGCUUCGGGAAUGCUAAAACUGUCAGAAAUGAUAACAGUUCAAGGUUUGGAAAAUAUCAAGAAGUUUUCUUUAAAGAUGGAGUUAUCACAGGAGCAAAAAUCAAUGAGUAUUUGUUGGAGAAAUCUCGAAUUGUCACGCAUGCGCCGGAAGAGCGGAAUUACCACGUGUUUUAUGAACUUUUGGCGGGAUUAACCGAAGACCAGAAGCAAAAAUACGGGCUCAUGUCAGCUGAGAAAUACUUCUAUUUAAACCAGGGAGGUAGCUGUACCAUUGAUGGUAAAUUGGAUCAUGAAGAUUUCCAAAACCUGAUGUCAGCAAUGCAGGUGCUCGGGUUUACUAGCGAGGAGCAGGAUGUUAUCUUUAAGAUUAUUUCAUCAAUUCUUCAUCUGGGAAAUGUUUAUUUCAUCAGAAAGCAACUGAAGCAUGGUGGUGAAGGUGUAGAGGUUGGGUCUGAUGUAGAGAUCAAGUGGGCAGCUCAUCUACUUAACCUCAACAUGAACGGGAUUAUUGCUGCCCUCACUUUGAAAACCUCCGAGAUAAAAGGAGAAAACGUGAAUAUUCCGCUCAAUAUAGAUCAGGCUCUAGAUGCUCGUGACGCGAUAUCUAAAGCCCUGUACUCCUCCUUGUUUACCUGGUUGGUCUCCAGGCUCAAUAAGAUCAUCUCCGGAAAGAGCUCCAGGAGGUCCCUCAAGAACACCAUCUCAAUCCUUGACAUUUUCGGGUUCGAGGAUUUCCGUGAGAACAGUUUUGAACAGCUGUGCAUCAACUACGCGAAUGAGAGUCUCCACUAUUUCUUCAAUAAACAUAUCUUUAAGAUUGAACAGGCUGAGUAUAGUAAGGAGAAGAUAGAAUGGACUCCUAUUUCAUACAUUGAUAAUCAGGCGAUAAUUCAUAUGUUGAAUAAGAAACCUGUUGGAAUUUUUCAUCUACUGGAUGAUGAAUCUAAUUUUCCUAAGGCUUCAGAUCUAUCUUUCCUGGAGAAAUGUCACUAUAACCAUGCUUUGGACGAACUGUAUUCAAGACCUAGAAUGAACUCCCUUGAGUUUGGAAUUAAGCACUACGCCGGUCAGGUCUGGUACUCUGUAGACGGGUUCCUAGAUAAGAACAGGGAUACACUCAGAUAUGAUGUGAUGGGGUUAUUGAUCAGCUCCAGGGAGAAGAUGAUCAGCAAGAUGUUCCAGGAUCUCAGGAACUUCCAUGAGUCCAGCAAGACACUGAACAAACCGAACGGACAGUUUGUUACGAUGAAACCUAGAACAGCCACGGUAGCUGCUAGGUUUCAUGAUUCUCUACAUACCCUCCUAGGGACCAUGGCAGUAGCAAACCCAUUCUUUGUUCGAUGCAUUAAGCCGAACAAUGACAAAUGUCCAAUGAAGUUUGACAUGCCUGUGGUCCUGGAGCAGCUGAGGUAUACAGGCAUGCUUGAAACUAUUAAGAUGCGAAAGCUGGGUUACCCUGUCCGUAAGAAGUACUCUGCAUUCGCCGCCCGGUAUCGAUGCUUAGUGGCCGGUCGGUUGCCACGUGGUGCGCCGACGAAGGAGAUCGGUAGAUACAUUCUAGACCAGGAUCCGGUAGAGAGAGAUAACUUCCAGCUGGGGAGCACCAAGAUCUUCAUGAGAGAGACCCUGGAGCAGAAGCUGGAGAAGAGAAGGUUAGAUCUGUUCUCCAUCAUGGUAGUUAAGCUUCAGAGACAUGCUCGAGGAUAUAUUGCUCGGAAAAGGUUUAACACAAUGCGUCGUAACGCACUGAUUAUUCAGAAAACGUACCGAGGCUGGAGGGUUAGAAAACAGUACACUAAGGUUAGAUCUGGAAUUGUGAAGCUCCAAGCUACCUACAAGAUGAAGAAACAGAAGAGUCUAUAUGGUGAGAUGUUGGUGCAAGCUGAAACGGAGAAGCGUGCUAAAGAACUCGCCAUGGAGCGAGCAAAGAAGAACGAACUAGCAGGAGAGAGAAAUCAUCUACGAGCAGUGGCUGGUGUAAACCAUCUAGAGAUCCCUGCAGAACUUGCAUUUGUGUUCAGUAAACUAGACAACUGGACGCCAGUCAACAGUGAGAAAAAUCUUGCUAAGGUUUCAGGAAGAAUUCCUAAGAUAAAAUCCAACCAUACCCUUCCCAACGAUCUGGACUACUAUGUCUUCUCUAAGGUUGCCAAUGUGUACUUCAAGUCUCAUCUCUGGCAGAUGAGAAAGGAGCCCAUCAAGACUCCAUUCCUGUCUAAAUCAAAGGAAAGUGACUACCAGGAGUCCCUUGCAAUCUUUAAACUCAUUCUUAGAUUCAUGAACGAUUCUACUCUGAAUGGUCAGAGAGAGAAGAUUCUAGGAGACUAUAUCAUCAACAAAGGAAUACGGAAUGAGAAACUCAGAGAUGAGAUAUUCUGUCAACUUGCGAACCAGACCUGGAAGAAUGACAAUGAGGCGAAUGCAGAGAGGGGUUGGUUACUUAUGGCCAACUGCUUAUCUGCCUUCUCCCCCUCAAGAACUCUGUACAAGUAUCUUCUCAAGUAUGUCUCUGACCAUGCCUAUAAUGGUUUCAAGUAUACCUGUCAGAACAAGAUGCUAAAAUCUGCCAAGCUUGAUCAUCAUACAGCUAGAUGCUUCCCUCCAACUGUACUAGAGUGGAGGGCCAAUAAGAAGAGAGUUAACAUGGCAAUGGAGGUGGCUUGUCAUGAUGGAGAAUCUAAUCAUGUUCCAAUAGAGUCUAUGAGUACAGCUCACAACUUCGCUGCUGCUGUUCUGAAAGACCGCGGUGUGCCUGAGUGCUAUGGUUGGACUGUAUCUAUGGAGGAUGGUGAGGAACUUGUUGAACUCAACGGAGAUGACUUUGUUCUGGAUGUUAUUGGAGAGCUAGAGUUACCUCCGGCAUUCCCGGGAAUCAAUAAUCCAUUCCUGGUCUCUCAUGAUAGAAGCAGAGGUCAAGUCCCGCUUACAAUUGAUACCAAUGGACGUCAGUACAGGCAUUCCUCCAGUCCAAGGGGACAGAAACCUCCUCGGCACCAGAGAUCUAAAUCCCAAGACCGUUUGCUGGCCAUGCCGCAGGACAGCAAAGAUUUUGGUCUGUCUAGCUCUGCGCUCAAUGAACGCUACUUCAGUGAUGCCAAGUCUACCCGGAGCAAAUCUUUGGACAAUUUGCUCCCAGCAGAAAAAAACUUUUUCGGGUUGAGUGAGAGCAAACUGAAUCAGAGAUACUUGUCUCAGGGACCCCAGUUUUUCUCCCGCGAGGACGAAGAAAGUAUCCACCUAGAGAGUAUAUCUCAGAGAGGUGGCAAGGUUGAAAACUGGGAUGAUAUCGGACUGUCCAACAACCCACUAAAUGAUAGAUAUUUCAGCCAGCCUGAACUAAGUAAUAGACCUAGAAGCCGAGGAAAUAGUGCGGAUAUUGAGUCUGCUAAACUACCAAGAAGGUCUAGCACACGCGAGGAGAAACUUGAGAUAGAUCUAGAACAGUUUGAAUAUCCCAGGGAAAGAAGUGAGAUUCGUCGUGUUGGUAAUCCCCGCUUCCUCAAGGCCAAUAAUGCGCACAGGCGUCGGGAUGGUGUUCGGUCAUCUGCCAUGUCCGACACCUCCGAGACCCCAUCUCUGGCCUCACACGUUCGUCGUGUUCGUGUCCCUAGCCAGGCAUCAGACGUGGAUCAGUUCCUUGACGACCUCUUCAUGCCCGUUCUGGACGGAAACAUUGACGAUGGAUUAUCUGAUGCAAGGUCUCUUGCAGCCUCGAUGCGCGGAGGAGGUUCGGAUGAGAAUGAAUCUGUCUCUGAGAAACAGGCAUCCUCUAUCCUAGAAUUUAGCAGGGUUGGAUCUAUCCGAAGAAAAUCAGUUCUCAACCAAGAUUCUGGAGAAGACGACAUUUAUUCUCCUCAUCCCGUAACCCUAGUUUCAAGGAUAAUGGGAGGAGGAAGUCCUUCUCCCGCCGAGCAGGCCGCCAAGCCUAGUGAUUUUACACCGAUGACAAGCUCAGCAAUGGGAUUCCAUCCUAUUCCUGGCGUAAUAUCUCCCCAUCCUGGGAUGAUAUCUCCUCCUCCGAUGAUAAUGCCGACUCCGAUCAGUUCCUCCGGAUUCUUUUCUCUGGGUUCAAAUCUACCAGGAGUACCUCAGGGGCUAACAUCCCCUCUCCUUAUGCAGGCCCAGGACCCCUCCAACCAACAGCCGCCUGCAAUGGCGUUCACCUAUGUACCUGUCCCUGUUUACUCACUUGGGGGUAUGCAAAUCACAGGGAUGCCGGGAAUGCCCGGAAUGCCCGGAAUGCCAGGCAUGCCAGGAAUGCAGGGUAUGAGUGGAUUCCCGAGCUUUUCAAGUUUGGGAGCAAAUCCUCUUGGAGCAACUCAGGGGGCAACAUCUCCCAGAGCAGACCAGCAACAACAACAACAACCAGCAGGGACCUCAACACCCUUGUCCCCUGGGGUAAAUGCAAGUGUUGAUUCCCAGCUGGCAUAUCAAACCAGUUUUCUGCAGAAUGCUGUUGCUCAGAAUAUGCAGAUUCAACAACAGCUGCUUGUACAGAAUCAGGCUCUGACUCAGCUAUUGCAGCAAACAAGUAACAUGACUCUGAUCAGCAGUGCAUCUCCAGAUCCCAAAUAUUCAGGAGGCUCAGGAGCACCCCAGAAAACAUCAACUCCAGUUAAACCAGCUCCAGUUUAUUUUGGAAUGGAACAGCAGUCAUUUGAGAUGCAGUUGGAGCAACACAGGAGAGCAUCAGAGAUAGUUAGUUCUAGCGGACAGGCUGGAGUAGAUCUGAAACCUCGGUCUAAAACUGCUCCGAAUACCCCGAAAACCUCGACAAACAUUCCUCCUCAAGCUCCACCUUUACCUGGGGGUCCAAUGGAUGCGUAUUCAAGGGCCCGAACUGUUCGAAUUGGAAAAUGGCGCUGGCCGCCUCCACAGGAAGAUCUGGAUGCAACUGCAGAAGGAUUCUUCCAAUUUAAGAUGAGAAAAAUGAGACAAAAGGAGAGUGAGAACCAGGAGUUUAGGAAUGAAGGACAGGAAAUGACAGAAGAGAUGCAGCGUCUAGAAUGGGUAGAAUUUAACGAGGAACUAAAAAGAACUCAAAACCAGGGUCUACCUGACCAACAAAAUGAAGAUGGACAAGGAAAAGGAUCUGUUGGAAAGCUGAAGCUAAGCAACAUGAUGAAAGAGAAGCUUGAGGCAGCCAUGGGGUCCAGGAAGUCCAGUAUGAGAUCCAAUAAGUCCAGGUCGGACCUGGACCUAUCUCCCGAAGGGUUGGACCAACCGGACGAGGGUGUCAAAAAACUAAAUGAAAACAGGAAACUUAUUCUGGAACAGAAACUUGGAGGAGGGAAACUUAAAAAGUGGGAGAAUAUUGAUCAGGGAUUGCACCGCGCUUCCGAGGAGCCUCCGAGCCGUAAAUCUUCUUUUGAAAAGAGGGCGGGGAUACCUAUCCCGCCCCCACCCCCUGUAGCCCCCUCACUUUCCCGUCCUCUUCAUGUUGAUACUGGGAACAGAGGUUCCGCCUCUCCUAUGUCUAGCUUCUACUCACCAGGUGGAUCAACUCCUGUUAUUCCAGAUUCCAGGAAGCCCAUCCCACCUCCACUCCCUCCAGGUCUACCCGGAGAUGUAGAUAUGUUCCGGGAUAGAAGAGGAUCUGUAUCAACACAGCAGACGGAGAGAACGGAGAGGUUUGAACUUGAAGAGAGCUCAGAGUUCCUUAAUCCUGUGGAUAGAUCAAACUUUGCUGAUGAUCUGGAUUAUCAGGCUCUGGAGGAUAUUAAGACUAGGUUACACACCCCGACCUCUGGAACUCAUUUCUCCUACAACCGUGUUCCCUGGAAGCUCAAGAUUAGGAAGGAAGUUUUCUCUCCGGGAGAACAAAUCUCCAGUUCUCAGGCAAUACACUUGGUGUUCUGUCAAAUAGUUUAUGACGUGUACAGUCCCCUAUGUAUCCGAUUGAACCCUGGCGAGCGAAGGAAGCUAAUGAGUACUCUACAGAAACAUGAAAUUGAUCCAAACAAUAUGCACAGUUCCCAGCACAAGAAUUCCACAAAAAAGACGAUUAUAAACCUUGUCAAGGAUUUCUCCACAUACUUUGCUAGAAUAUAUCCAGUAUCAGCUAAUAUCCAGGACCCUGAGUUUCAAUACUUGGCAGUCUCCCACAUUGGAGUUAAACUACUCAGGAGGGAGAAGAGUCUUCCUACAGAUUACCUCAAGGUUGUUGAUUUCUUCAAGUUUGAAGAUAUUGGCGAGACAAGUCGGAUUAAAACUACAGGAUUACAGUUGAUAAUGCAUACUGGAGGCAGGCUACUCGUACAAACUAAUAAAGCAGGUGCAAUAAAAGACCUGAUUCAGCAGUUCAGUCUAGAAGCACGGUCAGGACAGUACGAAUACUCCAGAGCACUUGCGGAUUUUACAUCCCGUGAUGAAAAUGCGCUAAACCUCCGAAAAGGGGAUAUAGUCGCGGUAGUGCGCAAAGACGACCCAUACACUCAACGUGGGUGGCUCUAUGGCAUCAAGGAAGGCCAGUACGGACUCUUCCCAGCUGAUUAUGUGGAGAAGCUUUCUCCAAACUCGAUCAGACGCGAGAUUAAACUGAUCAGUAGAAUUGGACAGAACAGCAAGAGACUUGAAUCUCGAGAUAUUCAUCUCUCAGCAGAGAGCCCCUACGAGGAGGCACAGAGCCCACAUAAUACUAGUGGGGAGGAUGGGUGGGGCAGUAGGGGAAGCAGGAAGGAUGAGGAUGAUGAGGAUGAAGAUGAGGAGGAUGAGGAGGAAGGAUGGGGAAGGAAGAGAGACUCUUUUGAAAACGGAGAUAUCAGUGAUGUCAGCAUCAGCGCAGCGCAGGUUUCCAACGAUGGUAAGCACCCCCUCCUAGAGUUUGCAAUGAGCUUCUUCAGAGAAUCAAACUUCGAGAUACCCGGGGAGGGAGGCAAGGAGAAGAAGAAGAAGAAAAAGAAAGGGAAGACGACAGAUUGGACCUGGAAAGAGCAGGUUGAGCUGGUAAAAUGGACGGACAAAUGUAUAGAAAACUCCUUGCUAAGACUUGAACCUGCAGAUUUGAAUAAAAUUGCUCUUGAAUGCUUUGCCAGUAUUAUGAGAUAUAUGGGAGAUCUAGAACUGUUGAAGAACCAACAUGAGGUUGAUUGUGCUCUAACUGUCCUUGGAUACUGUUACAAGUUCGAUAGUUUAAAGGACGAAGUGUACUGCCAGAUAAUGAAGCAAACAACAAACAAUAAAUCCCGACAGCCGGACAGUUGUCAGAAGGGAUGGAGACUCUUUUCUAUCAUAGCGUCGUAUUUUACCUGUUCUGAUCUGCUGAAACCGUUCCUGUUUAAAUACCUAGAAACAGCAGCUUAUGACAAGCGGCGAGCAUAUCAUGGAACAGCUCUGGUCUGUCUUCAUAAUCUCAGGAAAACUUUUAAAUAUGGCGGCCGCAAGAUGGCGCCCAGCAUUGACGAGAUCACCGCCAUUUCCGCGGGAAGGAACAGCAAACGACAGAUCUAUCGGCUCCCGGGAGGAACUGAAAGAGUAAUCAACACUAAAUCAACAACAGUAGUUGAAGACAUUGUUGAGGACUUCUGUAAAGUGAUAGGUGUGACUACACUGACGGAGAGAGAAGAAUUCUCCUUGUUCUGUAUUAUUGAAGGACAACCCUUCACAAGGCCUUUAUAUAAGGACCAGUAUAUACUUGAUGUAACAACGGAUUUGAUGAAGCAAGGAGCAAUAUUUUAUCUGGUUUUCUGUAGAUCUGUCUGGCAAUAUCCUCUUAGGUUGGAUAACAAGCUGUAUAUCGAGGUAGUGUUUAACCAGAUAGCUCCAGAUUAUCUGGAGGGAUUACUACUCAUCAUGCCUGGGGAACAGAUAGAUCAGGAAAUAGUUUAUCAGGUUGCUAAAGUUGCUGCUCUUCUCCAUAAAGCAGCUGACAUGGAUCAUAUGCCAACUCUCAAGGAAACUAAAUUCCUGCUGCCUAAACCAGCGUUAUCAGCUCGAGAUAUCAAACCUCCACAGUGGGUCAACAUGGUUCAAGGAAGCUGGCAAGAGGUCCAGGAUCUAAGUUCUAGCAGAGCCAAGGCUAAAGUUCUUGAAAUCCUGUCUCAAUGGCAACUCUUCGGGUCAAGUUUCUUUGCUGUAAGUAUUGUUUUAAAUUAAGAAGAAUGUGGUGGUUAUCAUAACAAGUGGAGAAUAUGGUGGUUAUCAUAACAAUGUGAGAAUGCUUUACGCACUGAGAAGAUAAAAAGAUAUUAACAGGGUUACCCACACAAAAAGGUAGACUUUAAUGAAAAUCGAAAACUACCACGGUCUGAGGGGUAAAUUCUGCAUUAGAAAGAAACUUGUUAGAGCAUAUAUUUGUCUAAGAUGUGAUUUUAGUUUAAUGCUACAGGGAAUCAGUAAUUUAAAACUUAGGACUGAAUUAAAUCUGUAGUCUAGACUAUAAAGUUGCAUUCUUCGCCGGUAACCCUGUUUAUUCGAAAUUAUAAAGAUAGAAACAAGCAUGCACAUGUUUAAAAAACUUCUGGUGUUUCUUAAGUUCAAGAAGUGCAUACAAAAUGCAAAGAA
This is a messenger RNA of Eurytemora carolleeae, 9104 nucleotides long. RefSeq names its product unconventional myosin-XV (gene Myo10A). Lineage: Eukaryota; Metazoa; Arthropoda; Copepoda; Calanoida; Temoridae. Gene Ontology annotation, molecular function: ATP binding; cytoskeletal motor activity; protein binding. Bases 12 to 8696 code for a protein of 2894 amino acids. The transcript is spliced from 59 exons. Gene Ontology annotation, cellular component: cytoskeleton; myosin complex. The record is from RefSeq and is a predicted model, not a curated record.